AAACGACUGUGUGGUAAACUACGGAUGAUGCGCGAUAUUUCACCUUUUUAUUUUCCGUCGCGAGCUUAGCGACGCUGACAGCGCACUGCCGCUGCUGGCGGGCAUUUCCGUUUUCAGUCAGGCUGCUCAUUUCGAACUCGAAGCCAGAAACGUGGCCUGCUGCGCUAUGUCGAAGCCGACUGUCGUGCUCGCCUACAGUGGCGGCUUGGACACCUCGUGCAUCCUUGCUUGGCUCAUCGAACAAGGAUACGACGUGGUCGCAUUCAUGGGUCGUAUAACUGUGACUUCCUCACCGUCGCCUUUCCUGGUCUACGCCGCAGGCGUGUACGAGACGCCUGCCGGAACAGUCCUGCGAGCGGCUCAUCUGGACCUCGAGAUCUUCACCAUGGACAAGGAAGUGCGAAGAAUAAAGCAGGGCCUGUCGCUGGAAUUCUCCCGUCAGGUGUACGGAGGAUUGUGGUACAGCCCCGAAGCAGAGUUUACUAGGCGCUGCAUAGAGUCGUCGCAGAGCUGCGUGACCGGCACGGUGCGCCUGGACCUCUACAAGGGCCAGAUAUACAUCAAGGGCCGCCGGGCUCCCAACACGCUCUACAACCAGGAGCUGGUUAGCAUGGACGUCCAGGGAGAUUAUACGCCUUCCGACGCUGGCGGAUUCAUCAAGAUUCAAGCGCUGAGGCUACGAGAAUGGCAUCGUGUCAAGAAUGCACUGAAGUAGGGACCGAGAGGCGCCAACUACAUGUUCGUCCACAAAUGACGACCUUGAAUUGUAACCCCCCUAGGUGGACUGUACUCCAAGACGGGUUGGGUAUUUGUUAGCUGUUAAAAAUAAAAAAAAAAGAUACAACGAAAGUAUUUUACGAUGACCGCAAGGUUGAAUGCCUGCUCUUCUUUUUUAUUAUAUAAGUACAGCUAUAAUUGCGUCGACUGCACCACCUCCCUAAGACCCUAUCCUGCCCAUUCCUCCCCAAAUAGUAACUACCAAGAGGGGAUGUUCUUGAGGGGAAGUUCGAAGUGUGGCGGGACAGGAAAUACCUACCUACCUACCGACCUCCCGCAAAUUGCUUUGAAUGAGGCAACGAAUGUUUCGGCAAAACAUUUGUGGAAGGGUGGAACAGGGUUGUAGAGGAGCACGGGCGUACGAAGACGGGGAGAGAGUGGUAGUGGAAACAUUACAGGAGCAGCUGAGUACCCGUAUUUUCGGACGCAAGCGCUGUCGUCAUCAGCCGGGUAUAGAGAGGAGCGAGGGAGGGGAAGCAAUGAAAACAUUCCAGGAUUAUAUGAGCACGGAAUUCGUUGGCACAAGUGCUAACGUCACAUGUCGGAUAUAAAGGAGCAUGCGCAUGAAGAAAGGCAAAGCAAGAGAAGCAAUGGAAAGAUUCCUAGAUCACUUGAGAGCUCGGAUUGGCUGGCACGAGCACUGAUGUAACAAACUGGUUAAUGAGAAACACACCCAUAAAGGCAAAGGGAGAGAGGCAAUGAACGUUCUAGGAGCAGACGAGUGCCCGAAUAAGCUCGCGCAAACGCUGACGUCUGCAGCGGGGUAGAAAUGAUCAUGCGCACGAAGGACGUAGGAGAGGUAAUAGAACCAUUCGAUGAGCAGAUGACUGAACGGAUUGGUUGGG
Molecule: messenger RNA, 1622 nt
Organism: Dermacentor silvarum
Lineage: Eukaryota; Metazoa; Arthropoda; Arachnida; Ixodida; Ixodidae
Gene: Ass
Product: argininosuccinate synthase-like
Exons: 7
Coding region: 167-715 (182 amino acids)
Biological process (GO): urea cycle; L-arginine biosynthetic process
Cellular component (GO): cytoplasm
Molecular function (GO): ATP binding; argininosuccinate synthase activity
Source: RefSeq, a predicted model, not a curated record